Molecule: messenger RNA, 1345 nt
Organism: Molossus molossus (Pallas's mastiff bat)
Lineage: Eukaryota; Metazoa; Chordata; Mammalia; Chiroptera; Molossidae
Gene: MRGBP
Product: MRG domain binding protein
Exons: 5
Coding region: 1-615 (204 amino acids)
Biological process (GO): regulation of transcription by RNA polymerase II
Cellular component (GO): nucleus; NuA4 histone acetyltransferase complex
Source: RefSeq, a predicted model, not a curated record
AUGGGGGAGGCCGAGGUGGGCGGUGGGGGAGCGGCGGGCGACAAGGGGCCGGGAGAGGCGGCCACCAGCCCGGCCGAGGAGACGGUGGUGUGGAGCCCCGAGGUGGAGGUGUGCCUCUUCCACGCCAUGCUGGGCCACAAGCCCGUCGGUGUGAACCGCCACUUCCACAUGAUCUGCAUCAGGGACAAGUUCAGCCAGAACAUUGGGAGGCAGGUGCCGUCCAAGGUCAUCUGGGACCACCUAAGCACCAUGUACGACAUGCAGGCGCUGCAUGAGUCUGAGAUCCUUCCGUUCCCAAAUCCAGAGAGGAACUUCGUCCUUCCGGAAGAAAUCAUUCAAGAAGUCCGGGAAGGAAAAGUGAUCAUCGAAGAGGAAAUGAAAGAGGAGAUGAAGGAAGACAUGGACCCCCACAAUGGGGCCGAUGAUGUUUUUUCAUCUUCAGGAAGCUUGGGGAAAGCAACCGAAAAGUCCAGCAAAGACAGAGACAAGAACUCCUCAGACUUGGGGGCCAAGGAAGGGGCGGACAAGCGCAAGCGCAGCCGAGUCACCGACAAAGUCCUGACCGCCAACAGCAACCCCUCCAGCCCCAGUGCCGCCAAGCGGCGCCGAACGUAGGCGUCCCUCGGAGAGGGUGGGUGGCCCUGUCACCAGGCCGCUGGGGGCCUGCCUGCCUGCCCUGGGAGUGGGGGGCUCUGCCGCACCCACUCACCACCUGGGGCUCGAUGGAUCAGAGAGACCAGGAUCGCCGCUCAGGCUGAGCGUGCUGCUGAUCACAUCAGGGACGCCCUGCGUGACAGACGGAGGAGGACGCCCGUUGUCCCCACCCUCCCAGGAGCACCAGUCCCCACUGGUCCAUCUGUCCGCUGCUCUGGCUCAAGUGACUGUGACCUCAGGAGACAGGCCACCGAGCCGCGUGGUGGCCCCUCUGUCCGCACCCGAGACCAGAGUGGGUGUGGCCUCGUUCACGUGUACUGUAACGGUGUAUAUAGUGUGGUUGAUAUUUCACUUAUUUAAUUUCUGAGAAGCCUAUUUUACUAGUGUUUUAUACGAGAAAAAUACUACAGAAGUUAAAAACCCAUGUUGUAUUUUUUCUGAGAUGUUUUGUUUUAAGGUAACGGCCACUGAGAUCAUUUUUUGCUCAGUUUUUAUAUGCCAGACACAGUUUGUAGUUAUUUUUGUAUGACCGAGUGACUUGCAGGCAGACCAAAGGGGCGAGUGGAGGGAAGGCCCACGGGGCUGGUGGCGGCCCGGACUGGGCGACAUUAAAGCGCAGAAAAGCAACCUGGGAUUGUGUCGUUUCCAAAAUAAGUUACUUUGGCUAUGAUAGGAAGUUUUAUUUUUCUGA